Molecule: messenger RNA, 1587 nt
Organism: Hydatigera taeniaeformis
Lineage: Eukaryota; Metazoa; Platyhelminthes; Cestoda; Cyclophyllidea; Taeniidae
Source: the annotation of a GenBank genome assembly
AACGAAGUGGGAAAAAUGCACUUAGUGUUUGACUACUCCAAUCCUGCUGGAACUCUCAUUGAUAAUCAUACGUGUGAUUUUGGGACGACAUGUGAUGUUUACUUCCUGCUCUGUCUCAAAAGCCCCACGGGCACGUUCUGCGAUAUGUACAAUGGGACCACAGGAGUCUAUCCAGACGUGACUGUGGUGAGCGCAGCAGCCAUGAAUGAAACGAUGAUACCGCUAAUCCCACCCAUCAGUAAAACCGUGGAUAUACUAAUCGAGGUAUGGGAUUUCGACAUUGUUUCCAGUCCUGAUUUUAUCGCCCAAUUCGGAGGAACACUAAAUAUGGAAAGACUUUCACGGAAUUGGUCAGCAAUACCGCUCUUCCGGAAGGACCUCGUUUACAUGAAUAAUAUUCUCAUGGAGGCCUUUGUACGUGUGGACUGCCUGGGACAGGAGGCGAACGGUUCAUGCAUCAUCGUGUGCAGGCCCCGUGACGGAGUGAAUACGUGCGACGCUGAUGGCAAUUUCAUUUGUCUAAGAGGGUUUACGGGUCCAACAUGUGAUCAGAUUGACCAGUGUGGCACAAACAAUUGUGCAGACUACGCCACCUGCCAGUCGUUACAAAAUGGCUACAAGUGCGUAUGUGGAGGCUACGAAGGUAGCGUAUGCGAGAAAGGAUAUAAUCCUUGCUUUUCUGAGUUACUCUGUGGUCCUCACGGCGAGUGUAGAGCUGACGGACCAGAGUACGAGUGCGUGUGUGACAUAGGCUGGGCUGGCAGGCUCUGUGACAGGGAGGCUACACCAUGUGAACGUGCGGCUCAGGAAUUGGGCCAGUCACCUGUUUGCCUCAACGGUGGCACCUGCCAGAACACCGAUGACAAUAAGUACUACUGCCAGUGUCUCCAGCCCAGAGCAGGACCCAGAUGCGAGAUAAUAGACACCUGCGGUGCCGAAAAUUGCUCUGGACAUGGUACUUGUGUGUUUCUGGAUUCAAAUGAGUCCGCUUUCCAUUGUGAAUGUAACCGCGGAUGGACCGGAGUCUCCUGCAAUCUCCAAGUGCUGACGCCUUGUCAAAUCGCCAGUCAAAAACUUAACACAGAUGUGUCAACGGUGUGUCUACAUGGUGGUGUAUGCGUCGAUAACGCUAACGGUGUGGACUUCAGCUGUGAGUGUUCCCAAGGCUGGUUUGGGAGACAAUGUGAAAUCUUCUUCACUCAGGUAGUAUCCUGCUAUACAUUAUACUUCAUUUUGCCCAUGGGAAUAUUGUCCCUUAUCAUCGUUAUAAUUAUCGCAGUGACCUACAGAAGAUUGGCACGACGAAAGUUUCGCGAUCAGACCAAACCCAUGACGUAUGCCACCCGACAGACCAGUGAAAACAGUCAGGACUCAUUAAACUGUGAAAUAACCCCAUACGCAAUCUACAUCCCAAGAAAGGGCGGUACUGCCGCCUAUCGUCAAUGUAACGACCCUUACUACUUCGGGCCAAUGAGGAACCAAGAAGAGAUACCGUCAAACUGUCAAAAAUCCCAUGCAGUGACACUUAACAGAAGGAGCGCUGGAGAUCCUACGCCUGUCCUGCCACCAAGGGAUGCUUCAUGUUAA